UCGUUCUCUCAGACUCAGAUGAUAACAUUAGUUUCAUUUUCUUGUGUCGUGUCCAGAAACCAAAAUUAAAUAAAAUAUAUACGGAUAAUAAUCUCUAAUAACAGAGAGUUUGCUGCUUUAGGGUUCUUCUCGAUUCGUAGUUAACAACUCUCCAUUGAUUACUCCUUCGGUGAUGAACGAGGAUGCUCAGAUUGCUCAACAAACGGAUUCGAUUCAGGAUCCUAAGGUAACAGCAACUCCUAAAGAUUCUGGUGUUGUUGAUUCGAGCGGCGAAGCCAUUAAUGAUGAUGAUGAUGAUGGUGAUGCUGCAGCUUCCUUGCCCAUGGAGCUCGAUUCGGCGGUUACAAAUGAUGCUAGGGUUUCCGAGAGUGAGAGAUCGGAGAAAGAUGGUCUCAUAGGGAGUGAGGGAAAUGAUAUUAAAAGCGAGGAUGUUUUAACUGAUAAGGAUGGUGAUGAUGAUAGCUCUGAGCUUAGAGAAGAUGAAAACGAAGAAGAAGAUGAUCAGUCUAGUGAGCUUGGCUCCGACGCUGAUGAGAAGAAACUGGAUUUGGAGAAGCGAGGAGUUACGGAUUACAAGUCUCUCUUAUCUGAGUUCGAUGACUAUGUUGCGAGUGAGAAAAUGGGUUCUGGUGUGUCGAGGGCAUUGAGUUAUGGGUUUGAAGUAGGUGAUUUGGUUUGGGGAAAGGUAAAGUCUCAUCCUUGGUGGCCUGGUCAUAUAUUCAAUGAAGCUUUUGCGUCUCCUUCUGUUCGUCGUAUGAGGAGGAUUGACCAUGUUCUUGUUGCCUUUUUUGGGGAUAGUAGUUAUGGUUGGUUUGAUCCUGCUGAGCUUAUUCCCUUUGAACCCAAUCUAGAGGAGAAAUCUCAGCAGACUGUUUCUAAGCAUUUUGUCAAGGCUGUGGAGGAAGCCAUGGAUGAGGCGUGUAGAAGGUCAGCUCUUGGGUUGACUUGUAAAUGUCGGAAUCCUUAUAACUUCAGGCCUAGUCACGUUGAAGAUUAUUUCGCUGUUGAUGUGCCUGAUUACGAGCUUCAAGCCGUUUACUCUGCUUACCAGAUUAUGAAUUCUAGGGAUAAGUUUUCACCCGUUGAAGCCCUUUCGUUUGUGAAGCAAUUGGCAAUAGCACCUCGAGAGUGUGAUUCAGACGGUCUUGAGUUUAUGAAGAAGAAAGCAGUAGUUUGUGCUUUCCGCAAGGCUGUAUUCGAGGAGUUUGAUGAAACCUAUGCACAGGCCUUUGGGACGAAAUCUGCGCGUACUUCAAUGAGCACUCUUGAACCUCAUAAUAGAGCACCGCCUCGAGCUCCCUUGAGUGGCCCACUGGUCAUAGCAGAAACGCUAGGUGACCUGAAGAGUUCUAAAAAACCCACAAAGAUUAAGGACUCUAAGAAGCAAGACAAAUAUCUUCUCAAACGAAGGGAUGAAGCUGGUGAUAAGUCUGUUCUAUUUGGCCAAGGUGAAGCAAGUUCAGCAGCUUCUCACAUCCAUGGAUUUGAUGGACCUUUGGACGGGGAUUUGGUGCUGCAGAGAAGAGCUCCAACGCUUCAAACUCCAAUGAAAGAUGAGCAGUCUGGGAUUGUCAGCAUGGAUUUUACCUCUUCAAGUGCAGCUAUUCCUGGUAAAGAAUGUUCAGUUUCAAAGCUUCCUCGUGAUGAAGAAAAGGGUUUAGCUGAAGAAUCAAGGGAGAAAAUGGUAGAAAGAACUGCUCUACCUCCAGAGCAUGGGAAAUCUGAAGCUAUGGUGAGUCUUAAAGAAGAGGCUGAAACCGAUCUAAAAUCAGCUGGAAGCUCUCUCCAGCCCCUGCUUGAGUCUCAUACUUCAGCAUCAAAAGGGAAGAAUUCCACAGGGUCUGUACUCAAGAAAGUGAAAGUUGCCAAACGAUCUUCAACUGAAAUGGGCUUGGAGAAUUCUUCUUCAGAGCCAAAAAAGAAAAAGAAAAAGAAGAAAGAGCCUGAGUCUGACCAUCCAGAGAAGAGAAAGUUUUUAUCUUCUGGGGAAGCUGGGGCCAAGAAAUUGUCCCAGCUUGGUUCAGCGCAUUUACAAUCCUAUAUGGAAGUCGAUGUGCCGCAGCUGUUGAGUCAUCUUCAAGAUCUCUCUCUUGAUCCUUUCAAUGGCUCAUCAGUUGCUUCUUUUGGAGUUGCUAGGAAAUUUUUUCUCCGCUUCCGUUCACUUAAUUACCAAAAAAGCUUGUCAGUAUCUUCCUCUGAUGCCACUGUCGAAAAUGCCAGAGACACAAAACCCUCAAAACCUAUCAAGACUCUGAAGAGAACUGAAGAGCCAUCAAAAGCUGGAAAAAAACGUCUCUCUUCUGAUCGUCAAGAUGAAAACCCAUCAGCUAAGAAGCUGAAGAAAACUAAUCAGUUGAAAUCAAUGGCUUCUGAGAAGAAGAUCAGUCGAGAAGCAAAGGAUAAUAUAAAACCAGUUAGAGAGCAAAGCAGUGCGGUACAAGCAAAAGCAGGCAGAGCUCAAACCGGGAAGAAACCGGCUCCAUCAGUUAAGGUGGUUGAGCCCACAAUGCUGGUCAUGAAAUUCCCACCUGACACAUCUCUCCCUUCAGCUGCAUUGUUAAAAGCAAGGUUUGGUCGCUUCGGGCUGUUAGAUCAGUCCGCCAUUAGGGUUUUCUGGAAAUCAUCGACCUGCCGUGUUGUCUUUCUGUACAAAGCCGAUGCACAAACUGCGUUUCGAUAUGCAACGGCAAACAAAUCUCUAUUUGGAAACGUGAACGUAAAGUACUUUCUUCGUGAUGUGGAUGCUCCUAAAGCCGAGCCUCGUGAACCAGAAAACACAAAGGAAGAUGAUGAACCACAGAGCCAGCGGCUCGACGAAGCACCGCCACUUCACCAACCAAUCUUACCACCACCAAACGUCAACCUCAAAUCCUGCUUGAAGAAACCAGUUGAUGACCCGAGCAGUAGUAGUAACAAUGGAAAUGGUAACCGGGGAAACGUAAGAGUCAAAUUCAUGUUAGGUGGUGAAGAAAACACGAGUAAAGCAACCACCGAGCCAACACCAGUCACAACAACCUCGAAUAGAAACAGUGGACCUUCUUCAUCUGUUGCUAUGGAAUUUGUUAGUAAGAAGUUUCAAAACAUUGUUCAUCAUCAACAGCUUCCUCCUUCUACAUUGCCUCCAAUUCUUCCACUCCCUCCACAAUACACAAAACCACAAGUUCCCAUUAAACCAGUGGACCAUGUGGAACCUCCGAUGCCACCAUUAGGAAACUUCCGUGGUCCGAGCCCAGCAGUUAGCGCUGGAGACAUCUCUCAACAGAUGCUAAACCUUUUGUCAAAAUGCAACGAAGUUGUGGCUAACGUCACGGGCUUAUUGGGCUACGUCCCUUACCAUCCCUUGUAACAAAACGAAGCCCGUUGAGAGAAAAUGAGUGUUUGUUUUGUUUUGGUGAUCAUAUAUUCUUAUAUUGUAUGUUAGGUAUUUAGUUUGAUUCAUGAUUCGAAAAUCAUGUAUUACAAAAUUAUAAUGGAUUUCUCUCCCUCUCCUUGUUCAA
Messenger RNA from Camelina sativa (false flax), 3497 nucleotides. Its product is annotated as PWWP domain-containing protein 1. Lineage: Eukaryota; Viridiplantae; Streptophyta; Magnoliopsida; Brassicales; Brassicaceae. The record is from RefSeq and is a predicted model, not a curated record.